UUUGGAAUGCGGACAGGCAAAGAAUGCCGUGAUCUCUGCUGGGGAGAUAUUCAUCUUAGAAUGGACGAAACUUCUGGUGAGGAGUAUCUUAUAUAUGACCAAGAGAGACAAACCAAAACCAGAUCUGGUUCAAAUCCUCGGGACAUUAGAGGUACAAAACCCAAAGCCUAUGCCACUGCUGACGCCCAGAGAGAUCCUGUACAUCUGUACAAGCUGUACAGCCAGAAACGACCGGACGAAAUGUGCAAACCUGACAGCCCAUUCUUCCUUACACCAAAUGAUAAACCACAGAGAUGCUGGUUCAAAAAAACCCCACUUGGAAUAAAUAAACUUUACAACAUUAUGAGAGACAUGAAGGCUGAAGCAGGAAUUGAAAAUCCCAGAAUAACGCCUUACAGCUCCAGAAAACAUCUGGUUCAAACUCUAAACAGGCUGGGGAACACUCCCGAUCGAGCUAUAAUAGCUCGUUCGGGCUAUAAUAGCCCCUUCGGGCUAUAUUACAAUGAAUGA
Messenger RNA from Mercenaria mercenaria, 510 nucleotides. RefSeq lists its product as uncharacterized. The transcript is spliced from 3 exons. Gene Ontology annotation, molecular function: DNA binding. The record is from RefSeq and is a predicted model, not a curated record. Gene Ontology annotation, biological process: DNA integration; DNA recombination. Lineage: Eukaryota; Metazoa; Mollusca; Bivalvia; Venerida; Veneridae. Bases 7 to 510 code for a protein of 167 amino acids.